Molecule: messenger RNA, 2702 nt
Organism: Mollisia scopiformis
Lineage: Eukaryota; Fungi; Ascomycota; Leotiomycetes; Helotiales; Mollisiaceae
Exons: 4
Coding region: 183-2477 (764 amino acids)
Source: RefSeq, a predicted model, not a curated record
CGGACAAGCUGCAGUGCAGGGUCAGCUAGGGGUAUUUCCGUAGGAGGCUGGGCUCCGCCUCGACCAAGCUCUGAUGUUCGAGCUUCAAACAAUGAAGCUGGUGCGGCAUCGACACGAAGAACUUCGGUUAUGACAUUGACCAUCUCUUUCCUGUGAAGUACCCCAACGAUCAUGUCCUUUGAAUGCCCGACACGAUGAUCCGAUCAUCUUCCUCUCGCUCUGGAUGGAUCAUCCUCGUUUUCUCACUACUCCUACAUGCCGUCUAUGGCAGCAACUCAACUUGCGGUGCGCUCAUCACUUAUAAUCAAUACACGAAGAUCUUCCAAAGCGCCCCAUCAUGUCUUCAACAAGGCUGCGGCGCAGGAAAUCUGACCUCGAUGUCAUCGACCUGUACAUCGAACUCAGUCUGUUAUCCAAUUUGGAACAUUCUUCAUGACGAAUACCAACAGGAUUGGUGCAGCACCUGCCACGAAGAAGAUCGAGCUUGUCGGAUCCCAGGAUGGCCCAUCCUGAACUCGACAGCGGCAUGCGAUAUGUCGCCCGAUACCUGGCUUUUCAAGAAUGAAGGAUGCUGUACGAAUGGAGGGAACGAGAUGGCCAGCUUAGCUGCUUGGAUCCAGACACUGUGCAACGGUACUUGGAGAGAACAGUUCACAUACUAUGAUGGCAUGGCAUUGUUGGACUGGGAGCAGUACAUCUUACCAGACAAUCAUACAGUCGCAUCGACAAACUCAACUCAGGCGCAUUGCACUUCCAACAAAGCGAGAUACUUGGGCAUACUUGGCAUGGAGAAUGUAGUGGUUGUCCUUGUCAUCAUUGCGUACUUUUUCUUGACGCUCUGGUUCUCGAGAGAAGAUGCACGAAAUAAACGAUGGGUACGAGGAGUAAAAGGCAUCCUGAAGCCCUUAAAGUGGGUCACACUACCGUUCAUUUCGGCUUUCAAGUUUGUCUUUCGUAUCAAGGGAUCAAGUGGGAGUACAUGGCCUGUUAUCAAGACUAUUUUGCUCGCAAUCCUCUUCGCUGGCAUCCAACUCUUCUUCAAUUUUGCCAGCGCUUAUGUGGUCAAGAAUGCUCCAGGAUACGAACAUGUCAAUGUCCAUCUUCUGGCUAUGCUUUUCUGUACUCGACCUCGACUCGGCUGGAUAGUCUGCUUCUUGUCCAGCAUUCCUAGCACUUGGGUCGAAAGAUACUUCAACACCCAACAAUCAGAUGUCUUGUCCAAAGGCAUGAUGAGCAUUGCACGAGUCGGUAUUUCUGCGGCAAUGGGAGAAGUCAUCAUGCAAUUAUUGGGAAGUUUUUACAUGGGAAAGACCGUCCACGUAGGGGUGAUUCGAGGGCUCUACAAGCACAAUCAUCUAUAUCCAUAUUGGAAAGGCCACCAGGCUAGGGAUAUGUACAAUGGAGCCAUACUUUGGGCUAUUGCACUUCCAGCAGUUGUAGCUGUCUGGGUUGCCGUCAUUGUGCUUCUAGGAUUGGUUAUGAUAUUCUUCGGAGCCAUAGUCGCAGGAUGGAAAGAGAUCAAAAAGGUUGCGAAGAAGCAGAAAAGUAAAAUCAAGAAGGACAGCUCGUCUCCGGAGGCCAAGUUCUUCAUACCUCAAACACCCACCGUACAUAUCUCCGAGCCACCAGCACACGAUUCCGGACACCAGACAAGACCUUAUGAUCCUGAUCCCAAUCACGCCACGAGCGAACCCUCAAGCGUGUCACUACUAGAAGAUGAUGACGGAGCCACACAUGCGAUCGAGAACGCGGAAGACGUUUACAUCCCACAAUACGCACCAAGAAUGGCGACCGUCCCCAGAUUCAGCCUGUCCUCACCUCUCCAAUCACACCCCAUCAACAACAAUGAGACCAACGCCCUAGAAGACCCAUUUGUCGACCCACACCCGACUCAACCCGUCCAAGAUCUUGCUAGGACAGAUAUUACAGCUCAAAACAACACUCAAACAGACCAAGAACAAGACAUAACCGACCCCUUCCCCCCACAACUCCGCCCCGGCCACCGCGACUCCAUAACCCACCGUCCCUACAGCGACGAAUUCGACACCACCUCCCCCACCACCGGCCUCCCGCACAACCCAUUCGCCAACCCUACUCCCCUUCCCAAGAACCCAUUCUCAGACCCCCAAUCCAUCCGCCGCCGCCACACCCCCCACUUCUCAUCCAACACCGCAUACCAAGGCGUCUCCACCCAAGAUCCCGACCCCGAGGCCGAAAACGAGAAACCGAAACCGCCGCCCUGGGUGCACACCCCUCGAAACUUGGAGGAAUGGAAACCGUUUAUUCUGGUGCUGGGUAUUCUGUUGGGGUUUGUGUCGUAUAUUGCUCAAUGGCUGUUUUGGUCGGGCUUUGUGAAUGCUUCGGAUGAUAGGUUUUGUCCGCCGAAUACGGGGGUUUUGGGCAUGGUUUGGGUUUUGGCUGGGGUUUUGGGAUUUGGGUCUGUGUUUGGCUUUUCGUAUCCAGGGGCGGGUGGUUAAUGACUUCAUGGUGAAUGGACGAGAUGAAAGGUAGGAGAGUGCAAUUUGAUUGUAGUUGUACUUAUCAAACAUCCGACUUCUAAGCUUCCGCAACAGUAUACAAGCGAAAUAGCAAUCUGAGUUUCCUCGCAAGCAAUCUCCAGCUGAGCAAUCUACAUCCACUCACUAAACACAUCAGGCUUCCCCUCAUUAUCGACCAGUCCACCAUUGACCACCAUCUGGUAU